This is a messenger RNA of Andrographis paniculata, 776 nucleotides long. RefSeq lists its product as uncharacterized. The transcript is spliced from 3 exons. NCBI's taxonomy places the organism in Eukaryota, Viridiplantae, Streptophyta, Magnoliopsida, Lamiales, Acanthaceae. The record is from RefSeq and is a predicted model, not a curated record. The coding region runs from base 1 to 540 and encodes 179 amino acids.
AUGGGGAAUUGUCAGGCAGUUGACGCUGCGGCCCUAGUGAUACAGCAUCCAUGCGGGAAGCAGGAAAGGAUGUACUGGCCUCUCACUGCCAGUGAGGUGAUGAAAAUGAAUCCAGGGCACUAUGUUUCUCUCAUAAUUCCAUUACCUGUUUCUGGUGAUGGACAAGAGAAUCCAGAUGACAAAAAGAUCAUCAGGUUCACCCGUGUUAAGCUACUCCGCCCCACUGAUACUCUAGUUCUUGGGCGGGCAUAUCGGCUUGUCACCACUCAAGAGGUGAUAAAAGUGCUUAGAGCAAAGAAACAUGCUAAAUCGAAGAAAACCCAGUCAGAGUCAGGCGAAAAUUUACUGAUGAGCUCCGAAAAGCAUGCCUCCAGCUUGAAGCUUGAAGCAGGAAAGUCCACGUUAGAGAAGAAGCAUCCGGCCAUUAGAACGGAAAGACAUCAACCAAGAUCAGGACAUACAAAUCUCGCUGCACAAAGAUCCAAAUCAUGGAGACCGUCUCUACAAAGCAUUGCAGAGUCUGGAAGUGGAAGUAGUUAGCAGUAGUAGAUGGCCCCUGCAAUAAGAGUAAUCAUAACCAUUAAACAUCAAACUUGUCCGGUAAAAAUUCAUCUGUAUAGCCAAUAGUAUAGAUUUCAAAACUCGAAUCCCUUUCUUGACCAGUACAGUUUUGCUAGUGAAUUUUUCUCACCCCAACUCCUUUGUGUUCUCAAUUAACCGACCUGCCUUGAGAUAUAAAUGUACACAUCAUACCGCAUAAAUAUCCUCUGCAAAUA